AUGACCUCACGAGCGUCAAAUAGUGGCAGUGGAUCAGCCGGAAAAAUGCGGAUUCGUGCAUUUCCCGUAAGUUCUUAAAAAUCAACGUGUAGUCAUUUUCAAUAAUCUGCAUGAUUAUGAAUAAUGCUAUGAAUGUUUCGAAAUAUUUCUGACCAAUUUUUUGCAGGCUGCGAUGGAUGAAACUUAUGUAACUCAAACAUGGAAUUAUCUGAAAAGAGCAAUUCAAGAAAUUCAACGAAAAAACAAUUCAGGCCUCAGCUUUGAAGAACUUUAUCGUCAUGCUUAUACAAUGGUUCUUCAUAAACACGGCGAAAGACUUUACAAAGGUUUAAGUGGUGUUAUAAGUGAACAUUUAGAAGAUGUUCGUGCCAAAAUUGUUGUAUCAAUGGAUCAAGGAGGAUUUCUUGAAACAUUAAAUGAUGCAUGGAGUGAUCAUACUGUUGCAAUGGUUAUGAUUCGAGAUAUUCUUAUGUAUAUGGAUCGUAUUUAUGUUCAACAGAAUAGUACAGUUGCUAUGCCUGUUUAUAAUCUUGGAUUAGAUCUUUUCAAGUAAGUUUUCUCUCUAAAAAUUUUUUUGUGAAAGAAAAACUAGAUUGAACAUUUUUCCAGAGAAGAAGUUUUACACCAAAAUGGAAUUGGCGAUUGUCUUCGUGCCGCUUUAUUAAAUCUUAUCAAUUUGGAUCGAAAAUCAAAUCAAAUUAAUUGGGGAGGAAUAAAAGAAACAUGUAGUAUGUUGAUUGCAUUGGGACUUGAAUCAAGAAGUGUUUAUGAAGAUGAAUUUGAAAAACCAUUAUUAUUGGUAAGAAAAUCAUGUGGAUCUUUGAAUAUAUUUUGAAUUUUUCAGGAAACCGCUGAUUAUUAUCGAGAUGUUUGCAAUAAAUGGUUAGACGGUGAAAAUGAUGCAUGUUAUUAUCUUUCUAGGGUGAGAAGCUUUGAAAUUUAAUUGUUUCUAUUUUUGUUUUUUUAGGUUGAAAAUUGUAUGCAAGAAGAAGUGAAUCGCGCCAGAAGAUAUUUGGAUAGUGAAACGGAAACUAAAAUUUUACGGGUUAUGGACGAUGUUAUGGUUUCAAAACAUAUGCAAACUAUUGUAUAUAUGGAAAAUGGUGGAGUCAAAUUUAUGUUGCAGCAUAAAAAGAUUUCGGAUUUAACAAGAAUUUAUCGCAUAUUCAAACGAAUUAAUUCAACGGAUCCAGCUAAAUGUGGUCUCAAAGUUUUAUUGAAAGCAAUUAGCGAGUAAGUUAUUCUUUCUCAAUUUUUGACCAUUUAUCAGGUGUUUUCCUUCUGUUUAUUUUCUUGUUUGUUCACAUUUGUUAUCUUUCGAACAAAUAAAUAAUAAGCGUUUUUUCAGGUAUUUAUGUGAGGCUGGUCAAAAUAUAGUCAAAGAUGGGGACUUGGCCAAAAAUCCUGUGAAUUUUGUUAAUGUAAGUUUUUUUAUUUGUUUGAGAAAGUAGGCACGAUACCUUAAUGUGACUGUGCAGAAAAAUGAAAUUUCGAAAAAAAUCCAAUAACUCAGUAACGUGUGAAUCAAAAUUGUCUGAAAGUUUGAAAUUUGGAACUAUAAUAAUUUUUACGUUAGACAAAAACGAAAUAUUUUCACAAAUAAUUUUUUUGUCGACAUUUUAUUUUUCUCCACAACCUUUAAUUAAAAAUGAAAAUAUAAAUUUUUAGGAAUUAUUACAACUCAAAGAUUAUUUCACAUCUCUUUUGACAAGUGCAUUUUCGGAUGAGCGAGAUUUCAAGAAUAAAUUCCAACAUGAUUUUGAGAGCUUUAUCAAUUCGAAUAAACAAUCGCCUGAAUUUGUUGCAUUAUAUAUGGAUGAUAUGUUGAAAAAUGGUAUGAAAUGUGUUUCGGAUGCUGAAAUGGAUAAUCGAUUGGAUAAUAUUAUGAUUUUAUUCAGAUAUUUGCAAGAGAAAGAUGUUUUUGAAAGGUUUGCAUUUUUUCUAAAUCAAAAUGCUUUAUAAUCAAUAUUUUGCAGAUAUUUCAAACAACACCUUGCAAAACGUCUUCUUUUGGAUAAAUCUUGUUCGGAUGACGUGGAAAAAGCAUUGAUUGGAAAAUUGAAAACAGAAUGUGGUUGCCAAUUUACUCAAAAAUUGGAAAAUAUGUUUAGAGAUAAAGAAUUGUGGGCAACACUUGGAACUUCAUUCCGUGAUUGGCGAGAUGAAAAUCCAGCAAUUGUUGCACAAGCAAAUACCUCGAUCGAUAUAUCAAUGAGAGUUUUAACAUCGGGAGUUUGGCCAACUCAACAAUGUAAUCCAGUUACUUUACCACCAGAAUGUUCUACGGCUUAUGAAUUAUUUGCGCAAUUUUAUGUGACAAAACAUAGUGGCAGAAAAUUGACAUUGAAUACACUUUUGGGAAAUGCUGAUGUGAAAGCAACAUUUUAUCCACCACCAAAAGGAAGUUCAUCGAAUGAAGAAACUGGAGGACCAAGUAGUUCGACACAACAUUCAACGAAAGCUGAAAAUAAAAUAUUACAAGUGAAUACACAUCAAAUGAUUAUUCUAUUGCAUUUCAAUUAUCGCACUCGAUAUACAUAUCAACAACUUUUGGUUAGUUUUAUUUUCGGGAAAAAAUUGGGGAGCUUGGGAGAAAUCUUAUAAAUUGUCGAAAUUAUUACCGUAUGCUGAUAUGAUUUUGGAGAAAUGUAUAAUAAUGUAUCUAGUGUGAAUUAUUGUACUGUACUAAAAUAUUCCGAAAAACCUCGUAGAAUUUUAUUCCCCCAUUUGAAAAUUAUUCUUAAUAUUCUGUAAACAUUUCAGGAUGAAUCGAAAAUCCCGGAACGUGAAUUGAAAAGAAAUCUGCAAUCAUUGGCAAUGGGAAAACCAUCGCAACGUAUUUUGGCUCGAAAAGGAAAAGGAAAAGAUAUUGAUUCAUCUGAUGAAUUCACUGUAAACGAUAAUUUCUCAUCGAAAUUGACACGUGUCAAAGUUCAAAUGGUCACCGGAAAGUCUGAAACUGAACCAGAAAUCAAAGAAACACGUGGAAAAGUUGACGAUGAUAGAAAAUUAGAAGUUGAAGCUGCAAUUGUUAGAAUUAUGAAAGCGAGAAAGAAGCUUGAUCAUAAUAAUUUGGUCACCGAGGUAAGCUUUAUUGUUUAGUGUCAAAUUUUUCAAUUCCAUAAUUCAUAGGUAACUCAACAACUUCGCCAUCGCUUUUUGCCGAAUCCUGUUAUCAUCAAACAACGUAUCGAAACUCUUAUCGAGCGAGAUUAUUUGGCGAGAGAUGAACAUGAUCAUCGAAUGUAUCAAUAUAUCGCAUAA
Caenorhabditis angaria is the source of this 3264-nucleotide messenger RNA. NCBI's taxonomy places the organism in Eukaryota, Metazoa, Nematoda, Chromadorea, Rhabditida, Rhabditidae. The record is from the annotation of a GenBank genome assembly.